Messenger RNA from Leptomonas pyrrhocoris, 6147 nucleotides. RefSeq names its product ribonuclease inhibitor. The record is from RefSeq and is a predicted model, not a curated record. Bases 1 to 6147 code for a protein of 2048 amino acids. Gene Ontology annotation, biological process: SCF-dependent proteasomal ubiquitin-dependent protein catabolic process. The transcript has a single exon. Lineage: Eukaryota; Euglenozoa; Kinetoplastea; Trypanosomatida; Trypanosomatidae. Gene Ontology annotation, cellular component: SCF ubiquitin ligase complex.
AUGGAGGACGCGAGCGGCGGCGUAUACGAGGACAGCUUUUCCUCUUCCUCUUCCUUGUCUACCCAAGCAGGAUAUGAAGACAGCGGGGCGUGCAAUGCCACCCGUCGCAACGCGCCCAUGAUGCGUGUUCUCCUGCACGACGUUCUUCCUUAUUCCCGUCUUGGCGUUCUACGAAAUCAACUUGUGGUGUCGCCGCCUCUCGCGUUGGUGGCGACGGCGCCGGCUGUGCGCAUCUACUGCGAAGAGUACGCGCCUUACUCGUUAGGCGGGACGUGGUGGCUGGCGCAGACGACCACCCACUGCGUCGUGCGGUGCCGGGUGCCGACGGACAAGGAGAGAGCAGAGAAGGAAACAGAGGAGACCUGGAGGAAGGCGGGUGACGAGCACGGCCCUGCUGCGUCGUACGCGCCGGACGGCGUGGAGAGAGUCUUUGCCUACACCCGCCCCUCCCCCAGCCGUCGUGCUGAUAAAGCGAGGAAAGGCGGCGCGGCGCCGAUGCAGACGCAUGUCGAUACUGCAGGAGCGAGACGCGGCGGCGAACAUGGCGAAGCCGACGAGCGCGUUUGCUGGGUUUCCGCGGAGGCGCUUCGGUGGGCGCAAGAACAGCAGCGGCGAGACCGGUGCCGAGGCGAUGGAGGCAGCGACUCUGCUGCUGCUGCUGAUGCGGACCUCCCUGUCAACGAAGAGUCGUUUAUGGCGCGGCACUCGGGCACGAUGGCGCUGGCGCCGCCGCAACUCUGUUCAAACCGCCGCCUCCUGUCGUUUGUGCGGGAUGCUCCGGCGAGCUUUUUAGGCUUCUGCACCCUCGCCGCACAGCACGGUUGGCAGAACGCCGCUCGUGCGCUGCUGCGACACGUGAUAAAGAGCGAAGAAGGAGAAGGCAAUAACGAUGCCGAUGUGAAGGAAGAAGAAGGAGAGGCAGAGGAAGAGGAACCACGACAACGGGGUAUUGGACCCGCGCGGCUGUACGUCAUCCACACGCAGCUGUACGCCAUUUGCGGAUACCCGGAGAGCCGCAUUGCGUACUCCAUGUGGUGGUGUCUGCGUCGGAUGGCCUCUGCGGUAGGACCAGCCUCCCUCUCGCCGCUCCGUACGUUGUCGCACGACCAACGUUUAUCCUACAGUGCGGCGGUUCUGCCCGGCAGCAGCAGCGCGCUAUUACCUUCGGAUGGCGGCGAAGCGCCCCCUGUGCAGGCUUUCAUGGCACUCGACGAGGGGGACGCUACUACCACCGCACACCAUCUUCUCCAACGGUACCGCUCCUCGCAGCAGCUUCUAUCCCUCCAAUCCGUUCUGCGCUGCACCCGCGAGCAUCUCAGCAGCGGCGCCGCCGCGCUUCUUGGCGAGGGCAGCCACAGCACAUGGCACGCGGCCCGUUCAGCUCCUCUCCCCGAAUGCACGCCUCGUCGACGCUCGGCGACAAGUGAGUGGCUGGUCACCAACGCCUGUGAUCUGACCGUCUCUGGUGACCUCACCUUCUGGAGCGGUACGUCGACGGCGGACUCGCACACCCUCCUUCGCCAGCACUGGUACCCCUUCUUUCGACUGUGCGCUAGCGCCAACAAAGAGGCACCGGAGCACGCUGCCAGCGCAUCAAAUCAGAAGGGUAGUCCUCCGCCCUAUAAGAGUGGCGAGGGGGAUGCGCAUGCCACGGUGCCUGCGUUGGCGACAGAGUCGGCGCUCACCGCGGUUCCGCUGCCACCACCGUGUGCGCUCUUCAUCCACGGAAAGGUCGUGCUUGCGGUAGAGCACAAGCUGCACCGCGACGCGGUACACGCUCGUGAGCUGGUGAAGCAACAAAGCGCCAGGCGUAGUUCCUUUGUGGGGGAUCAGAAGGAGGUGCUGGAGGGGUCGCAAGGCCAACACCCAUCCCCCUCCACCGCCGUAGUAGUAGGAGAAGAAGAAGAGGAAGUGGUAGAUGUGCAGCCGCUGCUGUUUGACAUGGCCGGUGAUGAAGGUGAAGAGGGUGGAGGUUCUCCACAUCGGAUGGGCCCAAAGAAAGGGCGUGAUGCCGCAGGUUCUGCGGGGGACGCGUCUGCGCUCGCGUACGACCCCCAGGAGGAGCGUUUUCUGGGCGAAAUUGCACAUCAGCAAGCGUUUCAGCUUCUUCACUGCGUCGACGUCACGUACCUGCGCCUCCCUCUCGGACCCGAGCUGGUCGCACAGCGGCCGAUCCAACCGAGCAAGCACGCCAGGACCACAGACAACACGUUGGAGGAUGAAGAUGUGGGCGGCGGCGAGGCGUUCCCGGAGGACGACGAGGAGACGGAGGCGUGGGAUGCGCAGUGGCUGUCGUGUCUCUUUCCUCGUGUUCAGGUGCUGGACGUGGAGGGCCCUCCAAGUGUCACGCGUGCGUUCUCUUCUCCCUCUAUCAGUGCGGCCACCACCGGGACAUCCGCAAGGGAUCCAGGAAGAGUACGCCGUGCGGAUGCCGUCGCCGUCGCUGCUACUGCUGCUGCUGCUUCUGCUGCUCGACAGCACCUGCGGAUGGUGCGUCCCCGCGAACUCACCUUUACUCUUGGCGCUGCUGCGACAUCGCAGACGUGCACGGUGCCUCUGUACACGAUGCGUGGACUGUGGCGGCUAACGGAGCUGCGCCGCUUGGUGCUGCGCGCGUACCCUUUCCAGGUGCUUCCGGCGUUAGUGGCGGCACCUGCAGGCUCGUCAUUCGCACCGGAUCCCCCUAUGCGCACGUCUCGCAACACGUCGUCGCCAUCGCUGCAUCCAGAGCUUCAACGGACGCGCUGCGAAACGGCAGCUGAUGUGGGUGUUCGCCGUCGCAGUGGCAGCGAUGAUGCUCGUACAAAAGAGGCGGCGCGGAGUUGCAUGCGACGGCCGGUAGAGUUGUCUGUGAUGGGGUGGCCCUACGUAGGUGCAGCCGGGUUGCAGCAUCUCGCCUCCGACUUGGUGCCUGUGGAUCAGCGUGCCUCCACACACGGCAGCGGCAGCGGCAGCAGCAGCGCAGCACAAAAGGCUUCCCAUAAGCACGAAAAUGGAAGUCGCCGCACCACCUGUGCCGCCGCCGUUCCCGAUUUCGUGAUGCUUUCGCUUACACACAUGGACUCUCUUGCCUUCGUCGACGUCUUAGCAGCCGUCUUUCCUCCUCGACCCUCUUUGUCGUCGCUCUCCCUGCAUUCGAGCCCGUCCUUGUCGCAGCCGACGCUUUCACUCGCGCGUCUGACGCAGUUGGAGCUGUCACGGACACGUGUGAACACCGCCGCCCUGGAGCACAUGAACCUGCCGGUGCACACCCCGCAACUGCAGGUCCUUCGCCUCUCCGCCACGCCCGUGGACAGCGUCACGUCGUUGACGGGUCUGCGCUCGCUGCGCGUGCUGAAUCUGUCUCGCACUCGCGUUACAAAAGGUGGGCUGCAGUGUGUGCAGUGGAUGCCCGCCUUGGAGGAAUUGUUCCUGACACAGUGCGAGGGCUUGUUUUGCACCGCCGACGGGAAGGGUGCAGAAGGGGGUAGGGGGAGUAUCGAUGACCACCAAGGUGACGGCCGUGCGCCAGUGGUGAAUAUCUUUUCUCUCGGUGUCGACGCUGCGCGUCUGGUGAGCUGCGAUGACGUCGCAACAGCAGCGAGCACACGGCGCGGGUGCCAGACGUUUCCGACGUUACGCGUCUUGGACUUGUCCAACAACCGUAAGCUGACCGAGCACGCGAUGUGCUACACGGGAGACGACGAUUUUCUGAGUGUAGAGGUGACGUGCCAUGUACGCGAGGGCGAUCACUCAGGUGCUGACCACAUGGACGGAGCGCCGGGCACCGCACCGAUGCCGCAGCUCGACACGCUCUAUCUCAUGCACACCUCGGUCGCACACCUCGCCUGCCUUCUUGUGUUGUGUCCCCGACUUCGUACCCUCGAUGUCAGCUUCACCGCUCUCCGGGAAGGAGGCUUGUGGGCGUGCGUGAGGUGUCCACGGGAGCUGCCGCUGCGCAAGCGGUCAGCGCGAAACACACGCGACGAACUGACGGAGAAGAACGCGGCGACCUACGCAGUGCGCUUCCCUGCACCGCUGCAGUUGCGGCAGCUGAACAUGGCGGGUGUUCCGCUCUCCAGUUUGCACCCGCUCUGCUGUGCACCGCCGCUGGAAUGGACCUACACCUCGCUGAAGGAGGAGAGGGGAGGAGGGAAAGACCCCGCAGGCGAUAUGAAGAAAGACGAAGGGAUGUUAAAAGGACCGUCGCCUUACAGCAAAGAAAACGUUAAAGAGAGGGAGCUGUUGCUUGACGGUGUCGCGUGCGGAGGAAUCCGAGGAAACGGUUGCGCAGGAGCACGAGCAAUGGAGGCUGAUGUGACGCACCAGUCAGCAUUGCACUUGUACCCGCACCCCGCCAUUCUUGACGACCGCGCGUUUGAGGUGCACCUGCGCACCCAACAGGCCUGGAUGCACUACGCGAGGGAACAUCCACACGAAGUGUGGAAGCGCACCCAUGAAAGCACACAGGCGCAGGCGACGGUGGGAUGCGAUGGGCGGCUUCCUUGUCCAGUGAAAGUUGAAGAUCCAUCUGGCUACACCAUCUGCGUCGAUGGCGCGGUGUGGACGGCGUCGCACCCCAUCGGUCGUCCUUGCUCGAUCGAUGGCUACACCACCUUCUUCGACGCCGCCAGGCACUGGAUUCCUUCUGUACUCCCGCACCGCGUCGAUCGCCACCCGCGCGAGGAUGUCGCCGACCGUCGCCGCGACCGCGACGGGCCAUCUUCUGCGGUGUCUUCAUCUUCAUCAUCCGCCGCGGACGGAGGAGGCUUCGUGAGAUAUGGCGUGUUGCAGCUUGCGUCGCUGCGCCAACUCCGGCUGGGGCACAGCCGCAUCACAGCGAGCGGUCUCGCCGCGGGGUUCGGCAUGCCGCCGCCGCAUCAGCAGCAGCACAACGUCACAAACGGUGUGCGCGGCAGCCUAGUUGAGCUCUCCUUACGCGGCACGGCUUACCUCUGCCCACCUUACCCACCAGAAGCACCUGACGGAGACAGAGGGGGAGAUGGGCCUGUGGUGGUGGAAAUGGCGCUCCAAGAGCAGCAACAGCCCCAGCAAGAGGCGCUCCUUCCUCAUGUGGAACUUCCAUGGCUACCGUCUGCCCUUCGGAGAGACGUGCAGGCGACUCGUGAAGCACCAGCAGCUCCCUUCUCAGCAGCGACGCACGCCACGAACGGAGACGCGUCGUCUGCUGUGCCGUGGACCGAGGCAGAAGCCCUCUGCGCGGUGCUGCGUCUCCACUGUGAGUCGCUGCGUCUCCUUGACGUCGCGCACACCUCCGUGGCCCUCGCGACGUUAUUCGACUGCAUUUACGGGGAAGCGCGUGCCGCCGCCUCGCCCAAAGCGAACGCGAGCCGCACACCCACCGCCGCCGCAGCAUCAUCCGCAGCAGUUGUCACGGCCACGGAGGCGGUGGGAAACGACCGUAGCGAUGGUUCGCCACUCCACGGGGCGAUCGGCACGCAGUGGGAAGAGGUCCUCACGCAAGGCUCCAUCAAAGACGCGGCCCCGGCCCUGACCGCCUUGCUAGGCGAUCCGACGUCUGUGCUGGACUCGCACGUCCAGUCCUGCAGGCCACAACGCUUCUCCGCCCGUGCGCAACAUUUCGCUCUGAAAAGCAGAACGCCGAGCCAUCACGACGGCGCAUUGGAUGGGGGCGGCAUUGCUUGCCUCUUUUCGCACGGUCCGGCAGCCCGUGCCGCACGCCGCAACACCGGCGGCGUCCUUGGUCUGGAGCAGCUACGUUUGUUGGAUGUGGAGGGCACACCCUUGUCGGCGUCAUUGAAAAGGCUCUUCCCACGCCUGUAUCGCUGCGCACGGAGUGCAGAGCAAGGAAAUGCGGAGGUGAACAAGCAGCAGCGGCACGGAAGAGGUGUGGAGCCUGCAAGAACAGUCCCACCACACGCAGACGUGAAUGAGGAAGGGAGUGUUGACGAGCGCGUUGCCAGUGGCAGCGUCGCACCCGGUUCCUCAGCUGAUCAAGGUCAUCGCGGAGGUGACGAGGACACGGACAGCGACGAUGAGUUAUCGGAGAACUCCGACAACGUGUCGGACACUGCGCUCGCGGCCCCGCCGUCGUCCAGUCUGCGGUUCGGCCCGUUGCGCAUGCGCUCCGCGUGGGAGGGUGUGCUCCACAAACUAUUUGGGGGUAGCUGUUGCGUGCAGUACUGA